This is a messenger RNA of Knipowitschia caucasica, 708 nucleotides long. Lineage: Eukaryota; Metazoa; Chordata; Actinopteri; Gobiiformes; Gobiidae. The record is from the annotation of a GenBank genome assembly.
AUGUCUUUCACAUCGAAGGGCGGCUCGUCGCUGGGGCCCUUCCUCAGACCCUGGAGGCUCUUGGGGAAACCAGGCAGACCCUCCAGGUCCAGGAGAGCCCCCUCCUCCAAACACCUGGGUGAGCGGACGCCAUGGGGGGGGAGAGGGGGGAGGGCAGAGGGGGGAGGGCAGAGGGGGGAGGGCAGAGGGGGGGGGGCAGAGGGGGGAGGGCAGAGGGGGGGGGCAGAGGGGGGGGGGCAGAGGGGGGGGGGGCAGAGGGGGGAGGGCAGAGGGGGGGGGGCAGAGGGGGGAGAGGUGAGGGGGCAGGGCAGAGGGGGGAGGGCAGAGGGGGGAGAGGAGAGGGGGGAGAGGAGAGGGGGGAGGGCAGAGGGGGAGGGCAGAGGGGGGAGAGGAGAGGGGGGAGGGCAGAGGGGGAGGGCAGAGGGGGAGGGCAGAGGGGGGAGGGCAGAGGGGGGAGGGCAGAGGGGGGAGGGCAGAGGGGGAGGGCAGAGGGGGGGGAGGGGGGAGGGCAGAGGGGGAGGGCAGAGGGGGGAGGGCAGAGGGGGAGGGCAGAGGGGGGGUGAGGGCAGAGGGGGAGGGCAGAGGGGGGGGAGGGGGGGAGGGCAGAGGGGGAGGGCAGAGGGGGGAGGGCAGAGGGGGGAGGGCAGAGGGGGGGCAGAUGUGUGCGAUGGAAUGGAUGAAGUGACAGAGAUAAGGAUCAGAGGUUAG